Messenger RNA from Didymodactylos carnosus, 612 nucleotides. Lineage: Eukaryota; Metazoa; Rotifera; Eurotatoria; Philodinida; Philodinidae. The record is from the annotation of a GenBank genome assembly.
AUGUUACCCAGUGUCAACAUGGAUAAUUUUACGGCGAUGAACACUACUUUAUUUCCAUAUUCACAACUAGCUCCCGUAAACAGCCCGUGCUCAUCAUCACCGUGCAAUGGUGAAAAAUGUAUCAAUAUUUUUGCUGCCUCAACGUAUUAUUGUGUGUGUCAUAAUGGCGCUUAUUCUCGCAAUUGUGAACGUUCUUGGUGUGAACGUGAUGAUACAAUGGAGACGUGUGUAGGAGGAUAUCCUCCGUCUGAAAUACCCAAAGUCUUCGAAGGCUGUCAAACGUUUGAAGAUAACUCUGCGCUAAAGUUUAUAUGUAUUUGCCGGAGGCCAAAAUUAGCUAAUAGAACUGUUGGACAGUUAUGGUAUGGCUCAAGUUGUGUAGGAACAAUAUUCGAAACUCCAUGUGCAACGGCAAAUGGUGAAGAAAAAUUUCCAUUGGGCCACACUGAUAAAGGAUAUAUUCAAUGUACGGCGAACAAGACACUCUAUUCAAUUGAAUCAUGCACGAUUAAUUAUGUUUGGAAUCAUAAGGCAAAGGGUUGUGUAAGGAGUAAAGAAAAUCAACAUAAAAAUGAUCAGGAUAAAUUGCGUAACCCGACCGUGGACGUUUGA